AUAGAUGGGUCGGGAUGCGGGAUUCGGGAUUCGAUAGAAACACAAACCAACACCACCUCUGUGUCAAAGGUGAAUAUUACGGAGUUUCAGAAUUUUAGAGAGAGAGAGGGGAAUGGGGGCUUGCUUUUCGGAUGCGAAGGGAGGGCAAAUGGCAGUUGGAGGGGCCGUACAACGGAAGACAAUGAACAGUGGCGGUGUUAGUACUACUACUGGUGGAGCCGCACACAACGAUGCUGUCGACUUUUUCUUGAGAACCAAAGGUCUUAACGCUCUCUUCACGCAAAUUGAGUUAUCUCUAUCCGCUUCCAAAUUACUUGAUCGUGACAUUGUUUCCAAGAGUGAUCCUAUUGCAGUAGUUUAUAUAAAGAAAAGAGAUGGAUCGCUUGAGGAACUUGGUCGCACCGAAGUGAUAAUGAACUCUUUGGAACCUGCAUGGAUUGAGAAAAUUAAUUUUGCUUAUCAGUUUGAGAUUGUUCAGCAGUUGGUCUUUCAUGUGUAUGAUGUUGAUACAAGAUACCACAAUUUGCAUGUGAAGACACUGAAGUUGAAAGAUCAAGAAUUUCUUGGUGAAGCCAGUUGUGCUAUAUCUGAGAUAGUGACUAAACAAAGUCGAAGUUUGACCCUAAAUCUUCACAAUAAAAAUGGGCAAAGAGGUCUGAAAAACUUGGGGACACUUACUGUCCAUGCUGAGGAAACUGUUGCUUCAAGGAAUGCUGUUGAGAUAACAUUUCGCUGUUCGCACUUGGACAACAAGGACCUAUUUUCCAAAAGUGAUCCUUUCUUAAGAAUAUCUAGGAUUGUUGAGAGUGGAGGUUCUGUUCCGAUUUGCAAAACAGAAGUUGUCAACAACAACUUGAAUCCAAUUUGGAAGCCCGUAUGUCUGACUAUGCAGCAAUUUGGAAGCCAGGAUAACCCAUUAGUUAUUGAGUGUUUUGAUUUCAAUAGCAAUGGCAAUCAUGUACUUAUCGGUAAACUUCAGAAAUCGGUGGCGGAUCUAGAAAAACUUCAAAAAGAAAAAAUUGGUGCAAAUUUUAUUUUUCCGUCUUCUCGUAACCGUGCUCAUGACAAGGUUCUAAAGGGCCAACUGUUUGUUGAUGGCUUUUGUGAGAAGAAACUGUACAGUUUUCUUGAUUAUAUUUCUAGUGGAUUUGAGCUGAACUUCAUGGUAGCUGUUGAUUUUACUGCUUCGAAUGGAAAUCCUCGAAAUCCAGAUUCCUUGCACUACAUUGAUCCUACUGGGCGGUUGAAUGCUUACCAGCAGGCCAUAAUGGAGGUUGGGGAGGUCAUACAAUUUUAUGAUUCUGAUAGACGCUUUCCUGCUUGGGGCUUUGGUGGAAGAACAUAUGACGGUUCUAUAUCUCAUUGUUUUAACUUAAAUGGAGGUGCAAGUGGCUUUGAGGUUGAAGGAGUAGAAGGCAUCAUGGCUGCUUAUGCUAGUGCUUUGAGGAACGUUGCACUUGCUGGACCCACUUUAUUCGGUCAAGUGAUCAACACUGCUGCAGAAAUAGCUGGUCGUUCGCUCUCCCAGAACAGCAGCAAGUAUUUUGUCUUGCUUAUUAUAACGGAUGGAGUCCUUACUGAUCUCCAAGAAACUAAAGAUGCUUUGGUGAUGGCAUCUGAUCUGCCCCUAUCCAUUCUUAUUGUUGGAGUGGGUGGUGCAGAUUUCAAACAAAUGGAGAUCCUUGAUGCUGACAAUGGACAUCGAUUGGAGAGUUCUACAGGGAGGAUAGCCACACGAGACAUUGUUCAGUUUGUUCCAAUGCGUGAUGUACAUGGUGGACAGAUAUCAAUUGUUCAGAGUCUAUUGGAAGAGCUACCUGGUCAGUUCUUGACUUACAUGCGGAGUAGAGACAUCAAACCGCACACUGUUAAUCUCCCCCAAGCUCCUUUUCAAGAUCAUCCUGUCUAGAGCUCUAAAAAGAACCUUGAAUAAGUGGAGCAAAUAUCUCCUUUUUCUCUUCAUAUGGUAUAUAAAUAGAAUAUAAUAGAGAAAAAAUUGCACAUAUUUAGUAAGGACAAAAUACUCUUUUGGCUUAGCAAGCAGUGUUUUGAAUUCUUUUAAGCAUGUGGUAUAAGAUAGGCAAAUGGUGGUUUAUACUCAUUUUAGUGUUUUCAGAUUGUUUUGUGUAUUGUUAAGGUUCUCAAGGUUGGGGUUUUAAAAAUGGUCUGUAUAUUGGAUAUCAUAUAUUCAUGUUGGCCAAGAAUUGGUCGUCAUUUUGAAAUUAUUGAAGUUUGCUC
This is a messenger RNA of Camellia sinensis, 2238 nucleotides long. The record is from RefSeq and is a predicted model, not a curated record. Lineage: Eukaryota; Viridiplantae; Streptophyta; Magnoliopsida; Ericales; Theaceae.